Messenger RNA from Plutella xylostella (diamondback moth), 2447 nucleotides. The record is from RefSeq and is a predicted model, not a curated record. NCBI's taxonomy places the organism in Eukaryota, Metazoa, Arthropoda, Insecta, Lepidoptera, Plutellidae.
UUCCUAAUUAAUUCAUUUGUUUUAGACAUGGUUCUUCAGCAACUACGCUAACGAGACAAUCAGAGAGCUUAUAAAUAACUCUACAACAAAAAGUAAGCAGACAGUUUACACAAAAUGUAUUUAUAUUAAUUAAGUAUUUAUCUUUUGUCCUGUGUGCUAAGAUUGUUCAGUUUUAGGUAACCACUUCAUUUUGGCCAACUGCGUAUCGCCAACGCCGUAUGACUGUUGCAAAAUGUCCGCUGCGUUGAACUCAUUCCUGGUUGUCAUGAGUAAAGAGCCCGUCGACCAAGAAGCUAAGAUGCUAUUGAAAAAGAACGGGACGCAUUAUUUCUACGAGAAAACAGAUAUUACUGCAACUGUUAAUAAAAAAAAGAAACGUAACAGGAAAGCUAAAAAAGGCAAAAAAGGUAAAAAACAUAAAUCCAAAAUAAGGAAUGUAACUUCUUCCGUUUAUGGAAAAUCAUCAAAAUUGUUUUCAAAAGAUGCUCAAAGCUUAGAUGACGAGAUUUUAUAUAAAGUAUUGAAAUAUAAAAAUAGAUACUAUGAAAAAUAUCUAAGAAAAAUAAGAGCAUUACCCGAAGUAGGGCAUUUGGAUGAAAUCGGUCCUGCAUUUGAAAUUGAUACAGACUAUGAGGCAAGAGAAGAACCUUUAAAGACAGAUAUACCCAAAACUGAAAAUAUAAAUGAUACAGAAAGCAAACAAAAAAAAACUAACGCAACUGAUGUAAAAAGUACUGAAAAAUCCUUCAAAAAGUAUGAGUCAUCGACAACGAUGCCUGAAUUAUCGACAGAUAAAUCUAAAAGUUUUGAUACAAAUUCUAGCCACAAGAAUAGUGUUGGUAAUAAAGAUAGUAAAACUUUUAUUAUCAUCAAAAAAGGUUCAUCAGUAAAAACUAAUCCAGAAUCCAGCACUGCUGAAUUGAUGUCAAGACAAAAAUAUUCUGAAGGAGAUACAAUUAGGUCUAUAUUUAAGUUCCGUAAUAGCGUAGAUGCUGCGAUCAACAAAGGCGUAUGGGCAAAUACAUACAAAAGUAGCGAGAGUGAAAUUGAAGAGGAAAUAUUAAAGGACGCUGAAGCACUAAUACAUCCAGCAAAUAAAGUGAAAAUCUAUGCCAGAGAACCUAAAUGGUUCUGUCACUUUGAUGAUAGAACGUAUGUGAAUGUAAAUCAAUUGGUGAAUGUUCUCCAGAGGUUUAAUUAUUUGGACGAAUGGUAUUUGGGUAAAAAACAUCGAAACGUAAGCCUCAGCAAACUGCCCUCGAGACGAAAGAAAUACAGAGUGAAGAAAAUAUUUUACUCAUCCAACACUGCCGGAUUUUGUUUGAGUUUAGGAAUGAUUCACAAAAUUAAACAUUACAUUCGGGGAGACAGGUUUAAUCAAUUUUGUGCUGCGUACGACCUCAAAGAUGAUGCGGCUCUAGGAUUUAUCAUAAUUCAUUUGCUGAAGAUAGAGUUGUUCAACUUACCCGAGUUCCAUUCAAGAAAAGAACACAUCAAGUUUAAGCCAAUGCAAAGCUUCAGAGAGCAAGUCUCUUUCAGCUUCAAAGAAGCCAAUACAUUCCAAUCUCUACAUUGCUUCCUGUAUCCAAGGAGUCAAUAUUGCAAAACGCCACAAAUGCAGCAGACACUCAAGGACAUGUUCACGGGCGAUCACUUUACCGAUGAUGAUGAUGAUGAUGGUGACAAAUAUGACGAUGAUGAAGAAGAUGAUGAUGAUGAUUAGCGAUCACAAACAGUUCUGUUAAUUGCCGGUUCAGAACUUUUAGGCUGAAGGCUAUACAGUUAAAGUAAUUUCCAUGUUAAGAAUCUUGAUAAAUAGAUUUAAGUUAUACCUAGUGUUGUAGUUCUGAGAUAGCGGAGGCAUAGAACAAGGAACAUAAGUACUUCACUAACGAGAAGGCAUAGACUCCUGCUAAUAGAGAUUCGUGCCCUAUCGCCUGAUCAUUUUAUAAUAGCAAAACAUCACAACCUAAACUACGUGCUCAACCAAAAGUCACACUAUAUGCACUAUCAAUCAGAUGAUUACUUUUACUAUCAACAAAAUCAUUCGGUUUUUUUAUUAAUUUAUUUGAUACUUUAUUGUACUAAUAUGACAUAAGUGUAAAAAAGAUGGACUUAAUGCUAAAAGCAUUGGAAUUCACGUUAUUUUUAACUGAUGUUUGACGCUUAAUUGGGCAAAAUGAUUGUUGAUUAUGGAUCGUUUUGAAAGUUAUACCACUGAGUUUAGGCCGAAAACCAAUGAAAAUUUUUAAGUAGUCAUGCCGUUUGAGGCAGAAUUUAAGAUACAUUUCCAUCCGUAAUUAGGUAUAGUAAAAAAUACGGACACUCUGUAGGUACUGGUAGAGUCGACUCCAUAAUAACUAUAGGAACUACUAACUAGGCACUGAGUAGUGAGUAGUCUGCAAAAUUUUAGUGCCUUUUCAAAAUAAAACUUUAUAAACCACAAA